Molecule: messenger RNA, 1275 nt
Organism: Ochlerotatus camptorhynchus
Lineage: Eukaryota; Metazoa; Arthropoda; Insecta; Diptera; Culicidae
Gene: Tcs4
Product: Threonyl-carbamoyl synthesis 4
Exons: 5
Coding region: 46-1275 (409 amino acids)
Biological process (GO): tRNA threonylcarbamoyladenosine modification
Cellular component (GO): mitochondrion
Source: RefSeq, a predicted model, not a curated record
AACUGUUAAUAGGUUGUUGGUUAUUGUGAAUUCCAAAAUAGUUCCAUGUUAUUUAAUACUAAAAUUAUGUUAAAAGUAUUGAAAGAAAAGCAAAUAAUUUCCACUGUUUCACUAAUCAGACGAAGAUGCACUAGUGCACCAGUUCGACCUUAUAUUCUGGGUAUAGAAACGAGUUGCGACGAUAGUGGCGCUGCAAUAGUGAGCAGCAAUGGCCAUGUUCUAGGCGAGUGCAUAUACUCACAACAGAAUAGCCACCUAAAAUUCGGUGGCAUUAUACCACCUGUUGCCCAAGAUUUCCAUCGGAUGCAUAUAGAUAAUGUUGUACAACAAACAUUUCAAGAUGCUAAUAUGGACUGCUCACAAAUAGAUGCUAUUGCAGUUACAAACAGACCAGGGUUACCUCUGAGCUUACUAGUAGGAUUGCGUUAUGCUAAAUAUUUGGCUAGAAAGUACCAGAAACCAAUGAUACCAAUCCAUCAUAUGGAAGCACAUGCUCUAAUGGCCAGAAUGACGAACAAAGUCACAUUUCCGUUUAUAUGUAUUCUGAUAAGUGGAGGUCAUUCUCUGUUAACUUUGGUGAAAAGCACACGUCAGUUUUAUUUACUCGGUGAAACCUUGGAUGAUGCUCCAGGUGAAGCGUUUGACAAAAUUGCUCGAAGAUUGAAACUAAGAAAUUUACCUGAUUACGCUUGGCUUUCCGGAGGACGGGCAAUUGAACAAGCUGCCAAGUUCAGUAAUGAUACUAAAAAGUACGACUUCCCACUACCAUUGUCGCAUUAUCGAGAUUGUCAAUUUAGUUUUGCUGGAUUGAAAAAUACGGCCACCAGACAUAUAUUGCAGCAGGAAAAAAAAUUAGAUCUUGCACCAGAUGCUGUUAUACCUGACUAUCCGGAUCUUUGCGCUGGUUUCCUGAAUGCAGCGGCACGUCAUAUUUCACAGCGAACACAACGAGCGAUACGGUUUUGUGAAAAAGAGCAACUAGUACAGCCGAAUGAUGCAAGAUUCCUCGUAGUCUCGGGAGGAGUUGCCAGUAACGAUACUAUUUUCAAAACCGUUGCUAACAUGGCAAAGACUUUUGGUUUCGAAACAGUUAGACCUAAAAGACAACACUGUACUGAUAAUGGCAUCAUGAUAGCUUGGAACGGCAUUGAGAAAGUGCUUGUGGAACAGGAUGUCACCAUGGAUUAUGCAUCAGUGGACAUUGUGGGUAAAACGAAGUUGGGAAUGUCAUUAAUUGAAAAAGUGAAAAGCGCAAAUAUACCUAGCAAAUUUUAG